UAACACGCUCAAGAAGCUUCCCCUUCGCUGAUCUUGGCGCCUCGGCCCUCAGCGUCGCGUGGGGCGCUAACGGAAGCUGAAUAAAAAAAAAAGUCUAAUCCGCGGGCCGUCCAUUUUAUGUUGUUGUUUUAGGCGAGAGCGUGUUUUCGGUGGGUGGUGGGGUGAGGGGUGAGUCCUCGCGGGCCCAUGUGCUCGGGGAAGAGAGGAAAAAAGGGGGCGGUUUGUCUUCGUUCGAGCCGAUUGCGUUUGCGUCACGGGAAAUGCCGAUUAUCGAAUUCCUUCGUUUGCCUGUGUCUCUGUGUGUUUCUUUUUGAAGGUGGGGGGAGGGGGAGGUGGAGGUGGAGAGGGGGUGUGGUGGCCUAUUGGGCGGCCGCUGCCAGUUAAGCGGCUCCACGCCAGGAAUGAGAAGUGACCCCUCGCUCCAUGUGACGGCGCCAUUUUGGAGACGGGGGGCCGCGGGCGCGAGGGAGGGAGGAGGCCCCACAAUCCCCCGGGGGUAUAGGCCGGCCGCCAUUUUAGUGCGGGGCAGUAGCAUUUCACCCCCACCCCCCCUGCCCCCUCUAGGCCUGUAUUCCUCCACCCGCCAAACCCCACCCCUCAAACAUUCAUCCUCAUACUAUCCGUUAUUAUUGAAGUGAUACCCUUGAAGGCGGUGGAGCUUUGAAGUUCUUUCUUCCUCCCUGUGCCUUGUGCUUGUGGAGGUGAAGGGCACGCCCCGCUGUAUCCCACAUCCCCCCGGGCCGGUGCCCGGAUGUGGACGGUGGACGAUGGCGGCGCCCAGCGCAGCGGACUCCCCGAGCCGGAGCUGGACGAGCGCGGCGGCCGAGGCCCCGCUAGACAUCGCGGCUCCCGCCUGGGCCGAGGUGGUGGGAGACCCUUCCGCCGAGCCGCCUACCCCCAGCUGGACGGGCGGCGCAGCCGACAACCCGGCGCCCAGCCCGAGCCGGCCUGCCGCCUGCCGCGGGAUCUCCUGGACCCCGGCCGAGACAAACGCGCUGAUCGCCGUGUGGGGGGACGAGAGGCUGCAGGACGUGCUGGAGGGCAACCUGCGCAACUCGCACAUAUUCGACCGCAUCUCUCAGGCCCUGCGGGAAAUGGGCUAUGAGAGAAGCGCUAACCAGUGCAAGGAGAGAAUCAAGACUCUAAAGAGGUGCUAUAGUCGAGUAAAGGAACGUGGUCGGGGUAAGAGAACCUGUAACUACACGUUUCAGCAGCUGGAGCAGGUCUUCGGGCGGGUGCCUGUUGUGUGGGAACCACACGCCUAUCAGCCAGUCCUUAUCGACAGCAGCGGACUGUACCAGGACGCAAAAUCAGACACUAUUAACCUGGAUGACAGCCGGGAGGUGCAGCCAACUCAGUUGGAAGACUGGGGAAACCAGAAGCCAGAUUUGCUAAUUAAACAAGAGCUGCUUAUGAAUCAGAAGCAAGAGUUGCAGGCUUACCAGAAACAGGAUCUCUCCGUCUACCAGGAUGCAGAUGAGGACGUAGAAGAAAUGAAUUUUGUGAAGAAGAAGUCACCAACAAGGCAUAAUUCUACAGAUAACAUGCAGAAGCCGGAGAUUCUGCAGGCCCUCACAGCACUGCUAGAUGCUGUCCAGCCAAGAUGGCAGGAGUUCCAAAGUUAUGAUGAACUCAGCAGUCCACAAUUCACAAAUAAACUUGGUAUUUUUGCCAUUGGGUAUAAUACGCGGUGGGUCGAGGACAUUCGGUACCAUUAUGCGGAAAUCAGCUCCCAGGUGUUGGUUGGAAAAAGACUGAAGGAAUACUUAAACCCAGAUAAACCAGAGGGCAAAGUGAUUGCAAUCAAGCGUCAAAAAAUGAACUGGAAGAAAGUCUAUUAUAAGGUUUUUGAGAUCACUAAAAGUGAAGCGCGCUGUCUCGAGCUGCACUUCGCUUUCGAAUGGAUACCCAUCGCACUUUCCCGAGCAGCCGGUGACAACACUAUACAGUAUUUGCUUCCGGGCGGGAUCCCGGACACCAAUGGCCUCUACGUGAUUGGCUGUGAGGAGGUAGAGGGUGAGGUUUUCUCCCCGCGGCGAGAUUACGGGAUACGGGUGCUGCCCAGGGUUUCCUUGCGGCGGGAUUCCGGCAGCAACACUGCUGGGCCAUCUCUCUUGGAGAGCGAACUCGUCGACGGAAGUGAGGUGAAGUCAAAAAUCCGCUACUGUUACUUGGGCUUAGCAGAGGAGGUGACCAUUCGUCAUUGCAUACUGCAACACUUUCAACCACCUGUCAAGAUGCUGGGCCUAGAGACCUGUACCAUCAACGGCUUCCUUGCUGAAAACUGUCGGGCAGGAUCCAUCUCAAGAUCUAUUUACAUCAAAUUUAUAGAAGUAGAAAAGGAGUAUCUCUCUUCUGGCUGUGUAAUUGAGUGUUUGGAAAAAGCCAUGGGGUAUUCUUUACGAUUCACAAAGUAAAUCCGACAGUAACGCACGUAUUCAAUUGGAUGUGCAGAAGAGUCCUGCCUGGUGGCAUUUAAAGCUGUAAUAAUGUCAGGGUUUUGAUUUUGAAGCUUCCCACACUCGCUGUCCUAAGGAUUUCAAUGCCAUUGUGGCUGAGGAAGGGGAUUGGGUAGAACAAAAUUGAAUGUUCAAGACUAUGGGUGGAAUGAUUGGGAGGGCAAGGCAGGAGCUUAAAUCAUGGAGAAAAGGAGUUUGCAGUUACUCUGUUCCACAGAAAGAAGAUUCCAACCUGAGAGCGUGAAUGUUGGAGCCUUUGCAUCAAUUAAAGGCUUUAAUGGUCCAAUGCCUUGGUUACGGUCCUAUUAAUGUACAGUAUACUGUACAGUCCAACCAGUUUGCCUAGGACAUGAAUACAAGUUGUGAGAGCACCGACCAUUCAUAAUGGUCUGGUAGUAUAUUGGGCUGCAUGCUUCACUUGUAUUCUCUACUCAUAGCAUUUUCCAGCACUCAAAUCCACUAGCCACUCUUGGUGAUUUCAUUGGAUUAGGAACUAAGUUACUAAAUAAUUAAUAGGUAAUGUGUAUUUUAAUUGGGGAUGGGGGAAGAAAAGAUGAAGUAAAAUAGAAAUUGAGAUUGGGUCUCAGUCUGUUGAAAGCAUGUCUCUUCUGCUGAAGUUAGCAUUGAACCAGGAUGGCGUGGGUGGGGGGGGGGGCAAAGUUAUCUGGAUAUGUGUGUUGUUCAAAUGGCUGCUGGAAUGUAGCCCUGGGUAGCCAAAAUGUCAACAAAGCCUCCUUUUCUAUGGCAAAAUAUUAUAACUAUCCUGUUACCAUAAACCCAGGUCUGUGAAUCACACUUCAUAUUGGAUCCUGACCCAACUCCACUCUGCACAGCUGCAAUUAUUCUGGCACUUACUGAUGUGCACAGUGCCUUGACAAUAUCCCAGGGUUGGUUCCAGCACAGCUGAACGAUUUUGGGAUAGAUGGCUGUAAGGAAAAUGAAUGCGUAGAGCCAGAAAGGCAUUCGAACGCUUGUUGAGGAAAGCCCUGGUGCAAAUUAUUCUUUUGGGAUUCCCAAGUAUAAUGCAGAUGGUGAAAUAAAGUAACUAGAUGCCCUCCAUUGGCCAUUUUCACCUGGGCAUUUUAAAAUCAGUGGUGCACUUCUCCCCAGACAGAAACUAAUAUGCUUUCACAGUUGUAUUAGCAUCCUGGAGUGAGAUUCUGAACAAAGCUUCCCAGACUGUUUUGUAUUGAAGAAAUUUUCUUCUUUUCACAGCUAACUGAUCUCUUCUACUUUUUAGUUUCUUUUCUAAUCAUCUUCGUCAUUGCAAAAUGAGAGCUACCACGAGACAAUCUAAAGUAAAGUGGUGUUUUAAGACCAAAUAAUCAUUUGUUUGCAUGGUGGUGUAACCCGCUGGUGUUUUUGCUGCCUUUAGGGGACAUUCGCGUUAGUGUGGUGCACCUAUGACUGAGAUGUUGGGAAUGAGGCUUGGGGCUUUGUUGUUUAGUAUGGGUUAAGGUAAAGUCAUCACUGCUCCAGAGAGCUCUAGGUUGUCUCAUUCGAGAGAGAGAGAGAGAGAGAGAGAGAGACAAAGCACAGUUGACUGCACGGCUGGUUUGCAGUGCAGCAUGGCGCAAACAGCACGGGUUCGGUUCCCACACCAGCUGUUCUAUCUUGUCAAACUCGUCCCUUGGCUGAGAUGUGGUGACCCUUGGGUUAAGCACUCCACCAGGCGUGUCUGUAUAAUGAUUGAACAGCCCACUGGUCCUUUAGGAUCAUGGUGACAUAACCUUACUGUGGAUUAAGCCUCCCUCAAUUGAGUGUCAAGUUAGAUAAAAUGUUAUCAGCAGAUUUCAAUACAAAUUAACUGCCAGGGCUUAAUGAAUCCAUUAUAAUGCUUGUUUUAUAAUCACUCGUGUUGUCCUUUGUCAUGCACACAUCAGUUUUUAAUCACUGUUCUUUUUAGCAGAAACAUCUUUUGUAAUUCACCUUCAAAGUUUGAGAUUGAGGACUGAGUAAGAAAGAAAUUGCUAUCACAUUCUGUCAGACCAAUUAGUUUUUAUUAGAGAGCGCUAGCCCCAAAAGUGUCUCAAAGCAACUUGAGCUUGUCACAUGUUGUUCCUAGCAUUAGAAAUUUAAACUCUUUAUAGCAAAAUCCCUCAGGAGACUUCAAAUGGUUCUUGUAAUUGAUAGCACUGUACUUUAAAAAUUCAGAGUCUUCUGGUUUUUGCUGAUGGACCACAGCAAAUGUAAAAUGUUAACAUUUUAAAGCAGGUCCAGUAAAAGAGAAAUCCUCUCCACAGUAUUCACCCCUCAGUUCCUUACAGGCAAUAGCUGAGACUUUAUUUCCCAAGGUUUAAAAAUAAUGAGCUUUCACCUUUUUAAUGUUACAUUUUGAAGUGAACUCCAAAGUAUGAGCUUCAGUAGCAGUUCGAUUGGUUAGUCUUCUGCAAACUAAAACAGGACCAAGUAAAUGAGAGCAGUCAGGUUUGGUCCCUACCUUGUGCUGCUGUAUCGACAGGGAGACUAUUGGUACAUGGAGGUUGGUAUCAUGUAGAGGGGAAAAGAAACUUGUCUGCUGAAAAGUAUGUUGUCCUCAUUGGCAUAUCCCAUUGUGUAUACCGUAAUAAUCAAAUGAAGCUAGGCUGUAGCGCUUCAAGUUUAAUCUUUGCUCUUGUAUCCAUCAUGAGUUCAAAUAAUUUGCUGUCACUUGUUGUCUAGCCUGAGACAAAGUCUUGGACAAGAUAACUAGGAUUAUCAACAUAUACAAGCCAUACUUCGAAUUGAUGCCUUCGUAAGAGAAAGAAGUGGGGACAAAACACAGACCUAAGCAAGAUAACUUGCCUACGCUGAGAUUUCUCAAGUUCUGAAGUUUAUUUUUCAUUCCCUUUAGUAUUCGUUUGUUCAUUCCUUUUUAACUCUUACAUGACCCAUAACUUUCUUUUGGUCUGGUACUUUGAGAAGUGUUACAUAGUCAAAACUUAAUCCUUUUAAUUUGCAGUGUACUUUGUGAUGGAUCAUGGAAUAUUACAGAAGGCAGGAGCAUUAAAGUUACAAGAACAUCAAAACUAUCUAUCUCUGGCACAUUUAGUUAUUGAGUAAAUUAACUCUUAAUCACCUGAGCCCAAAGAAGUCAAAAGAUCAAAAACUCAAUCGACAUCCAUGUUUUCAGGGUAUCAGUAGAGUUAUCAAUGGCAUUGAAGAUGACUGGGAGAGAUUUUGAUGUGAUGGAAAUGCAAUCAGUGUUUGGGAUUGUGUUUUGCAUCACUUGUCAUUUUUCCUCAAACUUGGAAAAAGAUUUGAUGUAUCACAACUUUAUUGCUCAGGACAGUUUUUUUAAGAUUUAUAAGACACUUAAUUAACAUGUCUUGAAACCAUAGAGAUAAAUAUUGAAGUAAAGUCAGUUUGCAGCUUUUGGUGUAGAUUCUCUGUUAAUGGAACAAGGCGCAAUAUAGGGUACACUUAUAGUGCACUUCCAAGUUUCUUUGAAGAUCACUUUUGAUAUUUAACUCUUCAUGUGACCCCGAAACGGAAUAUGAGUGACAACAACACAGCCAGAUAUCCUAGAAGUUUUAUAAAAAAACAAAAGAACUGUGAAUGCUGUAUAUCAGAAACAAAAACAGAAGUUGCAGGAAAAACAGUUCUGAGGAAGGCUUAUUGGACCCGAAACAUUAACUUUGAUUUUACUUCACAGAUGCUGCCAGACCUGCUGAGCCUUUCCAGCAACUUCUGAUUUUGAUUCUGUAAGCUUUCCCCAGGAUCAUAACCAAUUAGACCAAGACCAUGCAGGGUUGGCUAGAAGCAUGGAACAGCCGUAACCUGCUGUAUUCUGUGGAAUCUUCACUACACUGGAACCAAAAGACAUGGCACUUAAAGUUGGAAACCUAAUUUCUCGGAACAACAAUAUGUAAUGAUGCAGGUCCGAUUCAGUAUUAUCUUACACUGAAAUGAUGUAAUUGAUAAGUGCGUAACAUUUUUAACUCCUGAAACAACCUGUUGAAGAUGCUGCAGUAGUGCCAUUUAGAUUCAUCAGCCCAUUGAGUGAAAUGUGACUGGUACUGCAGUGACUUGAGGAUAGUGAUAUUGCAAGUCGUAAUAAUCCUCAAUUUUCUUGAGAUACCUAUCUUACCAAGAUUAAUGAUAGCCAAUAUUAAUUGGAUUCCAAACUGCUUCAUUGACCUUGUCUCCCACACAAAGUAACUUCCAUUAGGUAGCAAAAACAAGGGACAAUAACUGUUUCCUCAUCUAAUAACUUGAGAAACAGGAGUAGACCAUAUGGCUGUUCCAGCCAGUUCCAUUUCUCAAUACUCAUGGCUGAUCAUCUGCUUCAACUUAAAUUUCUCUCCUCAUCCCUAUAUCCUCUGAUUUCCUGAAACCAAAAAUCAGUCUGUCUCAGCCUUAAUCCUAUGGGAUAGAACAUUCCAAAGAUUCACCACCUUUUGAAGUGGUGGUGGAGGGAAAGAAACUUAUGUUCAUUUCAGCCCUAAAGAUUUUGAGCCUAUUGUCCUGAGAUUGUUCUUCUGCAUUCUUGCAUCCCCAGCCAGAGGAAACAACCUUUCACUACCUACCCUAAAGUUCUCUGUUUCAAUUCAGUUAUGUCUCAAAAUAACUGAAAACUAAUGGAACAGUCUCAAAUUAAUGUUGCAACCUUUUGGACAUGCCUCAAAUUCUGUAACUUAAGUAAUUGUCUUUCAAAUAGUUUUUAAAAAUGAAGUUCAGUAAGUUUAGAGAGGUAGCAUUUCUGCUUCGGGUCAGUGUGCAUCAUUACACUGUUCACCUUCAAGGUGAAGCCUGCAUAUUGCUGUCUUAAAUGUUGUACUUUAGCAAAACUGCUGCCCGUUUUAAUAUGAAGGCAAGAAAUUGAAAAUACAGAGUGUGCUUUUGAAACCCUUCCUGUAUCGUUUUGGAACUGAGACCAUUCUGGAUGUGACUGUACUUCAGUGAUGAGUAGUGGACUUUGGGAUUUUAUUUCAUUGCCCAUUCCUGGGUAAAUGCAUAGGUCACCUGGAACACUUUUCGUUUGGUUUAAACUUUCAUUGGACACUAGCUUUGAUAUUAUUUAUGCCACUUUGUUGCCCUUAAGUAGCAAGAUUUGAACAAUGGUCAUGAGCAGCUCUAAGAUGUCAGCAUCCAUCGUUACAAGUUGGCCAGCUGAGAAAUGGGUUAGAUUGGAUAAUUUGUGAACCCAGUUCCAUAAAGCUAUGCAAAAAGCCUUGCUGAAAUUAAGUAGGGCUUUCAUAUCCUUUUAGUUUGAAUUUUGAGGCUGAUUCCAAUAGAAGCAUCAUUUAUAAAUAAGUCAUUAUUAGUGGGGGAAAAAAAACCAUGCAAUGAAAGUUUUUUUUUGUCUUACACUCAGCAAGACUGUUGCAACAAUACCAAGUUUCAAACGAACACCAAUUUGUUACAUGAGAAACAGGCAGCUUGUUUGUUGGCAAAUUAACUGUGGCCAAAAUGUUGCUGUGGAAAGGGCAUGUCUAUCCAAAUCAGUUUCUCUAUAUCCCUUUCAGCAGUUUUGUGUGUCGAUUUGAUGCCAUCCAGCCUAUAAAUAAUGUCAGUUCCCUUUUCAAGACUCUCUCUUGGUGACUGUAGAUAUGCUGUGUAGAUGGAGUACUUUGUUUGGCAGUAGCCCUUUGACAUCUCACUCAUGAACCUAACCAGUGAAUAUUGACGUCUUCUGACUAUAGGGAAUGACAUUUGAAUCCAGGUUGAACUCCCAUCAGUGUAGUCACGUUUUGUAUCACUGGAUAACAAUCAAGCACCUUUGCUGAUUUGUUUCCUCCCCUCAUCCCGAUAACUGUAAACGCACUGGAAGUAAUUACAGAUUCUGCUAUUGCCCAGGGUAUUAGCUAAUAAAAUACAGCUCAGGAAUCAGAUCUCAAACCUUGUGUGUAUAGUUUAUGUACCUAAUGGUGCCCUUAUCCACAAGACCAUUAUUGAGGAGCUUCCAACUUAAUAUUUACCACAGCUCUCGGAGACAUCUCCCCCUCAUUCCUUUGGAAAAUAUUAAUUCUGCUGAUUUCAGCAGCCAUCCAAUUAGCUUUAUUAAUCGGGUCUGUGAUCCCUCUGUUUAGAAAUACAGUUCGGUAAUUGUGUGCACACAACCUACUCUCAAACUGCUGAUGAAAAUUUUCACCAAUCUAUAAUUUGAACAGUGUGGAAACAUUCCAAUCCCACCACAAAAAGCACAGGACUGCUCUGUACAUAGUAUAUUGGCUAAUAAAGGCACUAAUGCUUAGGACUCUGCACCUACAAUAAUGGCUUACAGCUCCCUUCGCUUUCAUAAAUUGCCAGAGUGCACACUAUGUCGGCACCUGCCUAGGUUCAAUGUUACGUUCUUACAUAGUGCAAGCGUUCACAAGUGGGUAUUUUCAGUACUCUUAAGUUAAUAUACGACUACUGGAGAUCCCAUUAUAAAUGAAGACCAAAUGAAAGUCAGAGAAACAAAAACCAAAUCACUGGAGAAAAUCCCCAGAACAAGCCACUGUUCUGAACGAUGACCAACCAGGCAGGCUGAACUGUAUCGUUCUUAGUUUAGACACUGUUGAUCAUAUAAAGAUGAAGAUAUAGUUAGAGGUAACUUUAAACAAAUAAAAUUGUAUUUUUUACAUUUUUGUGCUUUGAUUUUUUUUCCAAAAAGUUUUAUUUUGGACGUUUCUUUGCCCUCUGGUAAUUAAGCUGUCUAAAGCUUUGAUUUUAAACAGGGCAGCCAUUCCUCAUUGUGUAGCUGACCAAUGAUGCACAUGCUCCAUAUAUAAUACAGACGUAUGACAGCCAGGACAAGGUGUGAAGUUGUUUUGUCAGCAAGCGGCUGAUUGUUGCACUGAUGUCCAAAUGUCCACAUUUAGUGGUAGAACUAAAAUCUAAUCGAGUUUGCAGCAACAAAAGAAAAUCACAGAAUAGCAAAGAAAAACAUGUUCUUUUUCCAUUUUUCUUAACUGAAAUAUUAUGUGGUAUUUAUCCCUGCUGUUAUUGAUUAUAUUGUAAUACUUUAUGAAAUGAUUUAUCCUUUUAAGAAGGAAAAGAAUAAGCAUCUAUGCUGACUAGCAAGUGCUUGAGACUCAUAUGGAUUAGAAUGUUGGCUCAAAGUGAGAAAGACAUAAGAUCAUCUUUUGAUUCACAAAGUUGGGGGAAUAUAAUCCUCACUCACUGCCCCACAUAAGAAUGUUAGGGAUUUUCCAUUAUUUUCAAUGGGAACUCUCAGCGGCUUUGGGAUGUUUUGGUGAGAUAUGUCUUGUAUUCUUCUCUUGAUGCAGCAUUAAGCUAUAAAUUAUUAGAUAUUAAAGACCAUUAUGACUUUA
Molecule: messenger RNA, 9697 nt
Organism: Chiloscyllium plagiosum (whitespotted bambooshark)
Lineage: Eukaryota; Metazoa; Chordata; Chondrichthyes; Orectolobiformes; Hemiscylliidae
Gene: msantd2
Product: Myb/SANT DNA binding domain containing 2
Source: RefSeq, a predicted model, not a curated record